AUGACUUAUCACUCCUCUCGUUUUGCUUCGGUGGGAACGUGGAUUAUCGAGUUCAUGGUAGUGGAGAUUACCCCUAUCUGUGUCCACAACAUCGGCUACAAAAUAUGGAUCAUUUUCAUUCUCCUAAAUGGGGUAAUCAUAGUACCAGUGACGUACUUUUUCUUUCCCGAGACAGCGAAGAUGAGUUUAGAGGAUCUCGAUCAUAUUUUCGACGAAAGUGGAAUCACCCGCGGAGUAUUGUCGAAGAAAACAGCUGUGGUCAACGACAGAGAGGACCUUGAAGACACAGCGAUCCCGAUUUCAUGCAUCCAAAAGGAGUGA
Messenger RNA from Cladophialophora immunda, 321 nucleotides. RefSeq lists its product as uncharacterized. Gene Ontology annotation, biological process: transmembrane transport; carbohydrate transport. NCBI's taxonomy places the organism in Eukaryota, Fungi, Ascomycota, Eurotiomycetes, Chaetothyriales, Herpotrichiellaceae. The record is from RefSeq and is a predicted model, not a curated record. Gene Ontology annotation, cellular component: membrane. Bases 1 to 321 code for a protein of 106 amino acids. Gene Ontology annotation, molecular function: carbohydrate:proton symporter activity. The transcript is spliced from 2 exons.